AUGGAACUUGCGGAAAUUCCUGAGUUGGAUUUGGUUUCUUCUUCUUGUGAGGCUUUGGAAUCAGGAGAGAUGAACAUAGGUUCACAGAGAAUUUUGGUUUCAGAUCACAUAAAGGCAUAUCAAUACUCUUCUGAGAAAGUAGAUAGCUUUGUGGUUGAUAUGGAUUCUUUCUCUUCCAGCAUCCACAAAGACAUCAUCAAUGCCAAUUCAAGAACAACAUUGCAGAGGAGCCUUUCUAGGAAAGGAUCUCAACGUUGGGGUGAUAGAAAUAUGAAUGGUGGUAAUGUCACAGUUCAAGACAAAGAUAUUGUCCCUACUACAUGCUCUCCGAAAGCUUCUUUGUUAGGACCCUCCAAGUCAACAGUAAUGGCGGUAGGGUCCAUACAGAAUUCAGCAAACAUACAACAACAAGUACAUCAUCAAAUUACUAUCACAACAGCUAGUAGUAACAUCUGUAACAACAACACAGAAAACAAAUGUAUGAUGAAGAGAAAUAGUUUUGGAAGAUCUUAUUCAUGGCUCCUUGAUCCCAAGAAAAUUCUUCUUAUCUUUGCCACAUUGUCAAGCGUUGGAACAUUAUUACUGAUAUACUUGACUCUUAGUAUCAGCAAACAUAAUAAUGGAGUUGAAAAUGGAAGUGAUUUGCAGUAG
Messenger RNA from Lathyrus sativus (Indian pea), 651 nucleotides. The record is from the annotation of a GenBank genome assembly. NCBI's taxonomy places the organism in Eukaryota, Viridiplantae, Streptophyta, Magnoliopsida, Fabales, Fabaceae.